UCCAAGAUGGCGAUGGGCACUAAACGAAGUGUUUAAAGUUUAUUAUUGUUCAUUUAUUUUAAUUAGAGUGCAUAACAAGUUGAAGAAUGAAUUCUUCACACGAGCAAAACGUUUUUCGCGUGAAGAAUUCGUGGAACGGGAAUUUCCCGAGCUUUCGGAGGCCAGAGGUCAUCGGCUACUGGAGUGUCAAUGGAUCGAGAGAUGUUUCCUACGAUUCAUCUCAACUGCAAUAUUAUUCACCUCCAAAAACCACAGAAGUCAGAUUCGAUUUGAAUCGAGGGAUCAAUUCAGUCCUGCGAAAACCUGAGGACCUCGAUGAGAGAAUUGACCAUCUCUUGCAGUGGAUCGGAAAGAAUUCUGAAAAAAUCAGAGCUAACCCAACGACAAAAAGAUGGCUGCAGCCAAAUUUCAUUUCCUAUCGCGGUUUGCUGACGAAAAUCAUGAAAACCCCCUAUGAUAUGAGAGAGGGCUGGAUAAUCUGUGCUUCUAAAUGGAGGGGAAGUAUCUACCUCUGCCAUUUUGAUACAGAGGCUGAUAAAGAGGAUAAGGCUAAUAUAACACCCAGGCAAAUGGCCAUGUGCUCCUGGGGAUUCAAAUUUGAGCAGUACAUCCUAACAGAGGUGCCAGGUGGAUCCCCAGAUCCUUUGAAACCUGUGAACGAGUGCGAGGAAUUCGAUUGUGUGUUUCAAACUCGCCUGAGGGAACAUGAACUUCUCUACGGGGGCGAAAUGGACGGGGUAUGCUCUGAUGAGAGAUUGCGAGACCCUCUACCCCUGGAAAAACUCAAAUUCGUGGAACUCAAGACUAGCAGAAUCCUAGAGAACGACCGCCAGUGGAUGAACAUGCAGAGGCACAAAUUUCUCAAGUGGUGGUGCCAGAGUUUUCUCGUUGGAAUUGAAGACAUUCUCUGUGGAUUCAGGGAUGAUUCCGGGAUUAUUAGACAAUUGGAGAACUAUAAAGUAUCUGAUAUAGCACGGAAUAGUCAGAAAUAUUGGAAAGCUGCUGCAGCAAUGAACUUUUGUGAUAAUUUUCUACGGCAUGUUGCUAGUACCGUGAGGAAUGAUUGUGACAGGACGGUUUAUAAAUUUGAGAGAAUCCCAAACGGCGAUAUUUAUCUGACUGAAGUCCCCCCAACUUCGGAUUAUGCGUUCCUGCCUCCUUGGUUCAGGGCAAUCCGCUGAAUGUGCACAGACUGAGUGAAAAUGCUAAUUCUAUUUUGAAUACAUGCUUUCGUUGUUAUUUCAAAGUGUGAAUGGCGUUUGUCGUGAUUUGUAUCUAAUGUAUCUA
Molecule: messenger RNA, 1287 nt
Organism: Fopius arisanus
Lineage: Eukaryota; Metazoa; Arthropoda; Insecta; Hymenoptera; Braconidae
Product: decapping and exoribonuclease protein
Exons: 4
Coding region: 87-1181 (364 amino acids)
Biological process (GO): NAD-cap decapping; nuclear-transcribed mRNA catabolic process
Cellular component (GO): cytosol; nucleus
Molecular function (GO): mRNA 5'-diphosphatase activity
Source: RefSeq, a predicted model, not a curated record